AUGUCCAAAAUACGAAUUGCAGUAGAGGGAUGUUGUCAUGGAGAAUUGAAUCAGAUCUUUAAGAGAGUCUCUGAAUUGCAUAAGCAAGAACCACUAGAUCUUCUUUUAAUACUUGGUGAUUUCCAAAGUAUCAGAAGUAAGGAUGAUUUAGUAUCCCUAAGUGUUCCAUCCAAAUAUCAAAGAAUGGGUGAUUUCCAUCAGUAUUAUAACGAUGAUGAAUUCAAGCCGCCAUGCAUGACAAUUUUCAUCGGUGGUAACCAUGAGUCUAUGAGGCACCUGAUGCUCUUACCUCAUGGUGGAUUCGUGGCUCCCAACAUCUAUUACAUGGGAUAUUCUAAUGUUAUAUGGUACAGAGGAACAAGAAUUGCAGGAUUAAGCGGUAUUUGGAAGCAUUGGGACUACGAAAGACAGAGACCCAGCUGGCAAGAACUGGAAAACGGUAAUCAAUGGAGUCGCAAAGUUAAGGAACUUUAUCAUAUAAGAAACGAUGAUGUUAAGCCAUUGUUCCAAUUACAAAAGCCAAUACACAUAGUAAUGAGUCACGAUUGGCCUAAUGGUGUUGCAUACCACGGCGAUCUACAGCGGUUAAUUCAAAAUAAACCUUUCUUCAAGAAAGAUCUACAGUCGAGACAAUUGGGUAGCCCCGUGUCGUGGAAUUUACUUCGACAACUAAAGCCCAAUUGGUGGCUCAGUGCACACCUUCAUGUUCGUUAUGAAGCCCUCAUCAAGCAUGGUAAACGUAACAACGAUGAAUUGGAGUUAGAUCUUUCGGAAGAUGAAGAGAUUCCGCAAGAAACCCAUUUCCUGGCACUGGACAAGUGUCUACCACGAAGAAAAUGGUUAGAAGUAAUUGAAGUUGAUGCGGAUGAAUCGCACGAAUCUUGGCACAAUCCAAAUACUAUCUUCAUGGAUCCGGAAUUUGUAUCUUAUUUAUUUCACGCCAAGGACAAAUCCGAGAUAUCCGAUUACUCCUUGCCGCCCUACACAACAGGAAUACAGCGUAAAGAAACCGAGCAAACAUCGUUAUUCGUUCAAAAAUUUCUAUCUGUUUAA
Messenger RNA from Zygosaccharomyces rouxii, 1053 nucleotides. It is a transcript of the gene DBR1, whose product is annotated as RNA lariat debranching enzyme. The transcript has a single exon. Gene Ontology annotation, molecular function: RNA lariat debranching enzyme activity. Bases 1 to 1053 code for a protein of 350 amino acids. Gene Ontology annotation, biological process: mRNA splicing, via spliceosome. The record is from RefSeq and is a predicted model, not a curated record. Lineage: Eukaryota; Fungi; Ascomycota; Saccharomycetes; Saccharomycetales; Saccharomycetaceae. Gene Ontology annotation, cellular component: nucleus.